Messenger RNA from Hypoxylon trugodes, 1311 nucleotides. RefSeq names its product cytochrome P450. The record is from RefSeq and is a predicted model, not a curated record. NCBI's taxonomy places the organism in Eukaryota, Fungi, Ascomycota, Sordariomycetes, Xylariales, Hypoxylaceae. The transcript is spliced from 6 exons. The coding region runs from base 1 to 1311 and encodes 436 amino acids. Gene Ontology annotation, molecular function: heme binding; oxidoreductase activity, acting on paired donors, with incorporation or reduction of molecular oxygen; iron ion binding.
AUGCAGUUUGAGGCCAACCAGAAUGGGCUCUCCCAAUCGCUAUACUGGGUCUUUCCGCUUGCUGUCAUCGCUUAUUGUAGUGCUGGGUACAUCACGACAAGCCUUUUGCAACCAGAGGGCACUGCGUACCCAGUUGUAGCAAGCUAUGGAAGAUUCGUGCCAAGGUUUAUCCACAACUUGGUUUAUCUACUAAGAGCCACACAGAACUCGGAGUAUGGCUACACAAAGUUCAGGGGCAAAGCUUUCCAAUUACUUCGGAAUGAGGGAACGGUUCUUCUUCUCCCUCUGUCGCUUCUUGAAGAGCUAUCGAAACUUCCUGAGGACGUCGCCAGCCCGACAUUGGCCCUAGAGCGUGAUCUGGUGGGUGACUUUACAGGGCUGAACUUAAUCGUCGAAAACAGACUUCAUCACACCAUCGUACUUGCAGGAGAGGUUAUUGUAGGCCCCAGCUUUUGCACUAACCAAGUCUGGCUGGACAUCUCUUUCAAGUACACCGAGAAUUUAUUCGUAACUAUUGCCAUCCUGCGCUUAUUCCCACAGUGGAUGCACCCUAUCAUUUACAACCUCGAUGACAUAAAUAUCUUGCACUGGCUCUGUGGUGUGGCGAAAGGAAAUGACCGCAGACCCAAUACCAUCUCCCACGUACUGGUGCUGGUUGCGCUGGCAUCCGUACACACUACACUGUUUAGAAUGGUCAAUGUACUAUACGAUGUCACUGCGGCGGGACAAGGACUCCGCGAGGAGAUAAUUGCAGAGAUUGCGUCAACAGCGGCAGAGAAAUGGACCGGCGUACCUUACGAUAAGCUAUAUCGUUUGGACAGUGUGAUGCGUGAAUCGCAACGGCUAUCCCCACCUACAACAUUAGGAAUGAAACGGUUUUUUAAGAAAUCAUACACAUUUAGGGAUGGCACUUUCAUCCCUGCUGGCACGUAUGCCUGUAUGCCCACCUACGCUAUUGAGACCGAUGCCAAAUAUACGCCUAAUCCUGACCGAUUCGACGGCCUACGACACUUUCGUAUAUUAGAUCAGCGACAACAGGCCGGCGACCCAGAUGCAGCCAAAGAGCUACUCUUCUCAACGCCGGCGAAAACCAACCUAAGUUUCGGGUUUGGAAAAGCCGCCUGCCCCAGACGCCUUUUUGCGAGUUGCGUUGUUAAGAUAGUACUUGUGAAACUCCUAACUGACUACGAGUUUAGCUUUUUGCCCGGGACGGAGCGGCCGAGGGACUUCAAGGUUUAUGAAUUUCUAUUUGUUGCGCCUAGGCAAACGAUGUUAGUUAGACGAAAGAAAGAGGGAACUUGUCCGUUCUAG